This is a messenger RNA of Anolis sagrei ordinatus, 1241 nucleotides long. Its product is annotated as lysoplasmalogenase TMEM86B-like. Gene Ontology annotation, cellular component: membrane. NCBI's taxonomy places the organism in Eukaryota, Metazoa, Chordata, Lepidosauria, Squamata, Anolidae. Gene Ontology annotation, biological process: ether lipid metabolic process. Gene Ontology annotation, molecular function: alkenylglycerophosphocholine hydrolase activity. The record is from RefSeq and is a predicted model, not a curated record.
AUGAGUUUUUCCGUAUCUUAUUUUGAAUCACGUCCUACAGUGCUCUCUGCUUUGCUCAUUCAAGGCAUAGCGAUGGAGAUGUCUGGUCCAGCAGGGUCCUCCUUCCCCGGAGAACUAUGGCUAGCACGACUUGGGUCUCAACGUGGUGGGUUGCACUACAGUCCUGAGAUGAGGAGUGUGCUAUUUAGACUGACACCUUUCCUGAUCUCCGUUGCCCUCUAUUUUACACUCUGGGUCCAAGGACCCAGCAUCUUUGCCAGUAUUCUCAGGAGCCUCCCAACCAUCUCCUUGGCAUUCUUUGUGGCCAGCCAGUCCUACAGUACCGGAACCUUGACGCAGUAUUCCCAUAAAGUAUUGCAAGGCCUGAUGUUCUCAAUUGUGGGAGAUGUCCUCAUUGUGUGGCCUCAACUUCUUCUUCCAGCGAUGUUUGCUUUUGCCUCCUGUUUCAUCUCCUACACCUCGGCUUUUGGCUUCACUCCUUUUCGGCCCCUGAUCCUCGCCAUUGUCACAGCAGUGGGGAUUGAGAUUCUCAACGUCUUGCUGCUGCCGUGCUUGAAGGGCAUCUAUCUGUUGGCCGUCCCAGUCUAUAUAGGCCUACUUGGCAUCAUGCUAUGGCGCGGCCUCUCCCUCCCCAAACAAAAGCUGAGUGCUACAGUCGGCAGCGUGCUCUUCGCUGUGUCCGAUCUGUUUGACGGCCUUGAUACAUACUGCUCCAACGUACCCAAUUUCCGCCUCUUCAUCAUGACCACCUACUAUGCUGCCCAGGGCUUGAUUGCAUUUUCGGUGACCUCUCAGGAAGUCCCUUGAAAGGAGAACUGAGCCUUGGAAGGGGAUUAUUUCAUUAACAUUUUAAUGCGUUUUCGAAGGCUUUCAUGGCUGGAAUCACAGGGAUGCUGAGGGUUUUCUGGGCUGUAUGGCUAUGUCCCAGAAGCAUUGUCUCCUGACGUUUCUCCCACAUCUAUGCCAGGCAUCCUCAGAGGUUGUGAGGUCUUAGAAUGCCUGCCAUUGAUUUGGGUGAAACAUCAGGAGAGAAUGCUUCUGGAACAUGGCCAUACAGCCUGGAAAACUCACAGCAACCCAACAUUUUCAAUAAUGGAGAACUCAGAAAUCCUGUCUUUUAACUACUCUGUCUUCUUUUAGUCUGUUCUGCAUACUGCAGCCCUCUUUCAUCUGAUUAAUUCCAGAGAAACAUCUCCAUUCUGGAACAUUCCAAUAGUCAAUUUUGCUGUAUCAUGCAUGAU